This is a messenger RNA of Halteromyces radiatus, 1113 nucleotides long. Its product is annotated as Nicotianamine synthase. Gene Ontology annotation, biological process: nicotianamine biosynthetic process. Lineage: Eukaryota; Fungi; Mucoromycota; Mucoromycetes; Mucorales; Cunninghamellaceae. Gene Ontology annotation, molecular function: nicotianamine synthase activity. The record is from RefSeq and is a predicted model, not a curated record. Bases 76 to 1062 code for a protein of 328 amino acids. The transcript has a single exon.
AAAAAAAAAAAAAAGGAACAAAUUUUCUUUCUUCCUUCUUUUAGUUAUUCUUAUUUCUGGAUACCCCCAUAAACAAUGGUACAUCAUACAUUAUCUGAAGUAACACCCGAUUAUUCAACAAGGUCAUUGAAAUCAUCUUCUAGUCAUUUGGACGAAUCAUCAUGCUCGACUGUAAACACGUUGGUAACAGAAAUCAAUCAUAUUUAUCAUCAACUUGCCAAAGCAGCCCCUCAUCUUCAACCUAGUGAACAUAUCAAUGCUUUAUUUUCCAAACUGGUGCAAAUAUGUAUCAUGCCUGUUGAUCAGCCCACUCUGAAUCAAGUCUUGGCUCAUCCUACUAUUCGUCAAGUCCAAUCACAUUUACGUCAACUUUGUAGUCAAGGGGAAUACUUACUGGAAUCCAAUUGGUCAAGGAUGUAUAUACAACAAGAAAAAGAAAAAGAAAAAGAUGAUAAGUGGGAAAAGGCUAUGAUACAACAAUUAUCGACAUUUACCUACUAUGGGAACUAUGUGGAUCUCACACGGUUGGAAUGUCAUGCUUUAUUAGGGGUGGGAGCUAACUUGGGUCAUAUUGUUUGGGUGGGAAGUGGACCAUUACCCUUGUCGUCCAUAGAAAUGAUGCUGCAACAUCAUACUAGUCUACGUCGAAUGGACAUGAUUGACAUUAGCCCUGAGGCCAUUCAACUCUCCUCCCAAUUGAUCAAACGAUUGCCAUGGCCGUCCACUAUCCAAUCUCGAUUCCAUCAUCAUGUGAUCCAUGCCUCCGCCUAUCCUGAUUAUCAUCUGGCCGAUGUGGUAUGUCUUGGUGCUUUGGUGGGUGACAUGGAGGAUGACAAUGGGAAAUUAGACGUGAUCUAUCAAGUGAUCCAAAAUAUGCGCCCUGGUGCCUGGUUGCUGAUCCGUAGUGCUCAUGGGUUACGGCAGCUCUUAUACCCCGCUCUGGUCCCGUCUCUUCAUCUUCAUACAAAUCCUCGCUUGGUCGGUCUAUUGGAAAUCGUAUUGGAACUUCAUCCACAUCAUGAUGUUGUUAAUUCUGUAUUGAUUGCUAGACGUAUUGGAUAAAUCAUACUUUUUAUUAGUUAGUUAUUUGUUUAUAUAAAAAUAAAAAUAAAA